AUGGCAAGCUCAAAGCCGGUCAAUGGCUCCUCGACGGCCAUCAAAGUGCCGAUCCUGGGCAAAGAGAGCAUUAUCGUCGACUAUGGUCUAUGGCCCAACUUCGCCGCGAACGAUCUCCUUGCCAACAUUCCCUCGUCGACCUACGUGCUCGUCUGUGACACGAACCUCGCACAACUGGACUAUGUGCCCGCAUUCCGAAAGAAGUUCGAAGAGGAGCGACAAAGGCUUGGAAAGACUGAAGAAGAUGCCCGGCUUUUGGUGUACGAUCGCAUCCCACCUGGCGAAACGAGCAAGAGCAGGAGAACGAAAGAUCGGAUUGAAGACUGGUUACUUGAGCAGGGAUGUACUCGCGACACUGUUAUUCUCGCGCUUGGUGGAGGCGUGAUGGGCGACCUGCUCGGGUUCGUGGCAGCUACUUACAUGCGUGGAGUACGCUUCUGCCAGAUUCCCACAUCUCUACUCGCCAUGGUCGACAGCUCGAUCGGGGGUAAAACAGCCAUCGACACACCGCUCGGAAAGAACUUGGUUGGCGCAUUUUGGCAGCCCGAGCGCAUAUACAUCGAUCUCGCUUUCCUGGAGACGCUGGACAAGAGGCAGGUUUGCAACGGUAUGGCGGAAGUGGUGAAGACAGCUGCUAUCUGGGACGAGCACGAAUUUGAGCGGUUAGAAGAGAAUGCGGAUGCGAUCAUGCAGGCUCUUGAAAGGCCAUUAGGCAGAGGAAGAUUCGAGGGCGUCGAGGAGAUCUUCAAGAGGAUCGUAUUGGGCAGUGCGAGAGUCAAAGCGGAGGUAGUGAGCAGCGAUGAGAGAGAAGGUGGACUCCGGAAUAUUCUGAACUUUGGACACUCCAUUGGACACGCAUAUGAAGCAAUUCUGACACCAGAAAUAUUGCACGGAGAGUGCGUAGCAGUAGGGAUGGUGAAAGAAGCAGAGCUGGCCAGAUACUUGGGCGUUUUCCCACCAGGCGCGGUCGCGAGACUGACCAAGUGCAUUGCUAGCUAUGGCCUGCCAGUAUCUCUACGGGACAAGCUCAUCACAAAGAAGACCUCGAAGCACUGUCCAGCGGAUGUAGUGCUGCAGAAGAUGGCCGUCGACAAGAAGAACCAAGGCUCCAAGAAGAAAAUCACGCUUCUAUCGGCGAUCGGCAAGACCUACGAGCAGCAGGCGACCAAAUGCGAAGAUAAAGACAUUCGCAUCGUGCUAUGUCCUUCAAUUCGAGUCAUACCGGGCGUACCGACAGGUCUAGAGGUCUCUUGCAAACCUCCUGGCAGCAAGAGUAUCUCCAAUCGUGUCUUGUUGUUGGCCGCGCUCGGUCAAGGCAAAUGCAAAAUCAGCAAUCUGUUGCAUUCAGAUGACACACAAUUCAUGCUCUCUGCCAUUGCGAAGCUCGGCGGAGCAACGUAUAGUUGGGAAGAUGAAGGCCGUGUGCUGGUAUUGAAUGGCAAUGGAGGCGCGUUGAAGGCGUCAACAGAGGACAUCUACAUUGGCAAUGCAGGUACUGCAUCGCGCUUUUUGACUACUGCUGUGACGCUUGCGCGACCCACGAAAGAUGCUUCGCACACUGUUCUUACUGGAAAUGCGCGCAUGCAGGAGCGACCGCAAGGGCCCUUAGUCGAUGCUCUGCGAUCGAACGGCGUUGACAUCGAGUACAUUGGCAAGCCGGGAAGUCAGAGUCUGCCCUUGCGCAUUGCUGCCGCCGGUGGUUUCGCAGGCGGCGAUAUUGAGUUGACAGCCAAGGUGUCAUCCCAAUACGUCUCUUCAAUUCUCAUGUGCGCACCUUAUGCUAAGAAGCCUGUGACACUGCGCCUCGUCGGUGACAAAGUGAUCAGUCAGCCUUACAUCGACAUGACCAUUGAGAUGAUGAAGGACUUUGGUGUCAAUGUCGCCAGGGACACGAAAGAGCCAAAUGUCUACCAUGUACCAAAGCAGCCGUACCAAAACCCAACCGCAUACGAGGUGGAGAGCGAUGCUAGCAGUGCAACCUACCCGCUCGCAAUUGCUGCUAUUACUGGCACCACGUGCACAGUACCUAACAUUGGAUCGGCAUCUCUGCAAGGUGAUGCACGCUUCGCCGUGGACGUGCUGAAACCGAUGGGCUGCAAGGUAGAACAGACAAAGACAAGUACGACUGUGACCGGACCUUCCGUUGGACAACUCCAGCCGAUUCCAGAGGUGGACAUGGAGCCCAUGACGGACGCAUUCCUGACCGCGUCUGUGCUCGCCGCCGUCGCAAAGCCCGGCAAGGAAGGGGCGACGACAAGAAUCGUUGGUAUCGCCAAUCAGAGACAAAAGGAGUGCAAUCGGAUCAAGGCUAUGUAUGAGGAGCUUGCCAAGUUUGGCGUGACCUGCCGAGAACUGGACGACGGCAUCGAAAUUGACGGACAAGGCAUGAGCAUCACGGCUCCCAGGCAGACCAUCCACACCUACGACGACCAUCGGGUCGCUAUGUGCUUCAGCGUUCUAGGCACAGUGGCGCCGAGAGGUACCCUGAUCGAGGAGCGAGAAUGUACAGGGAAGACAUGGCCUGGCUGGUGGGAUCAAUUGCACCAGAUCUUCGGUGUCCGGUUGGAGGGCGUAGAGCUCAAGCCGCCGCACGCGAGCGGCAUGUUAACGAAUGGUAUCAAUGGCGUAAAGACACCGCUCUUGGUGAAGGGAGUUAGCGGUACUUAUCUGCACAGAGAAGUGAAGAAGUCAAUCUUCAUCAUUGGAAUGCGAGGAGCCGGCAAGACAACCACAGGUGGCUGGGCUUCCAGAAUAUUGGGCUGGACCCUUGUUGACAUGGACACCGAGCUCGAGAUCGAACAAGGCAUGACGAUUCCUGAGAUGCUCAAAGAUAAUGACUGGGCGGGCUUCAGGCGGAAGGAGCUCAACCUUCUCAAGCGACUAAUGAGGGAGAAGCCGGAAGGCUACAUCUUCGCUGCUGGCGGUGGUCUCGUGGAGACCCCCGAAGCUCGUGAACUUCUCAAAGACUGGCAGAACGAAGGCAUGGUGCUCAAUGUGACUCGCGAUGUCAAGGCCGUGAUGGACUUCCUAAACAUUGACAAAACUCGGCCGGCGUACGUCGAGGACAUGAUGGGCGUGUAUCUCCGUCGCAAGCCUUGGUUCGAGGAGUGUAGCAACUUACACUACCACUCGCAGCCUGUCGACGAGUCUGCUGCCAUCGUAGGAUGGACAAGCCCGCUCGAUGACUUCACUAGAUUCCUUAACACCAUGACGGGACGAAGUGGAGCUUUGCAGAAGAUUGCAAAGAAAGACGUCUCCUUCUUCAUCGCGCUGACUAGUCCAAUGAUCCAGCAAGUUGUUCAUUUGCUGCCGGAAGUGACAAUGGGCGUAGAUGCGAUUGAGCUCCGGGUUGACCUCUUGGUCGAUCCAGAUUCACCCGAUGGACUGCCUGGUGCGGAUUUCUUGACUGAGCAGGUCGCCCUGCUGAGGGCAAGUUCGACGCUGCCACUUCUGUUCACCUUGCGCACUGUGAGCCAAGGCGGUCGUUUCCCGGACGAUGCACCCGAACGAAGUGUAGAGUUGUACAGAGUCGGUCUCAGGAUGGGCUUCGAUUUUGUUGACUUGGAACUCACGGCACCGCCAGAAGUGAAAGAGUAUGUGCUCAACCACCGAAAGAUGUGCACCAUUAUCGCCUCACAUCAUGAUCCGAAGGCCACCCUCUCAUGGGCAAAUGAUGCCGAAGAGUGGAAGCCUUACUUCGAGUCCGCACGGGAGUACGGCGACAUCGUCAAGCUCAUUGGUGUUGCAAAGCAUGUGGAUGAUAAUGACGGUUUGCAAGCCUUCAACAAGUGGGUGAAGACAGAGUUCCCCACCCUUCCUCUCAUCACUAUGAAUAUGGGCGACAAAGGCAGGAUGUCGCGGGUGAACAAUCGCUUCAUGACACCGGUUUCGCAUCCCAAGCUUCCUUCGAAGGCUGCACCUGGCCAGCUUUCCGCAGCCGAUAUCAGGAAAGUACAGGGCUUGGUGUCAAUCACCGAGCCCAAGAGGUUCUUCUUGUUCGGCAAGCCUAUCGGCCAUUCGAGGAGCCCACCGCUUCACAACACCCUGUUUGCCCUGGCUGGCAUGCCGCAUGAGUACCAUCUCUUCGAAACCGACACCGUCGCCAACAUCAAGGAUAUCCUUUGCAUGCCCGACUUUGGAGGGGCCAGCGUCACCAUACCUCUCAAAUUGGACGUAAUGGCUCUUCUCGAUGUGAUCGAUCCUGCAGCUGAGAGAGUCGGGGCUGUCAACACUAUUGUGCCUGCCAAAGAUGAGAAAACAGGGAAGACGGUCCUCGUGGGUCACAACACUGACUGGCAAGGUAUCGUCCUCGCGCUACGAAACGCAGGCGCCCACGGCACGAGCACUGGUAAGAGUAAAGUUCAAGAAGCUGCUAUGGUCGUUGGGGGAGGUGGAACCGCGCGAGCAGCUCUCUACGCUCUGAAUCAGAUGGGGUACUCACCCGUCUACCUCGCCGGCAGGAACAAGGAAAAACUGGCUAAGCUGGCGGGAGCCCUUCCAAAGGAGUACAACAUCGCCCUCGUGUCCAGCGAGGAAGAAGCCCGCAACAUCAAGACGGAACAGCAGCCCGUCGUAGCGGUCGGGACGAUUCCCGGAGACAUGCCCGUGGAUCCCGGGCUCGCGAGCAUCGCCAGCGCCCUGUUCCAAGUCGGCACGAGUCCCGCGAAUGUGGGCGUCGCCGGCGUCCGGAGCAAUGCGAGCGAUAAGGUCAUGUUGGAGAUGGCGUACAAGCCGGCUGUCACGCCACUGAUGGAAUUGGCGGAGCAGAGCGGCUGGAAGACCGUGCCGGGUCUGGAGCCUUUGGUCGGUCAAGGCAUUCAUCAGUUCCAGAAGUGGUGCGAUAUCACCCCUCUGUAUUCGGUCGCGAGAGAUGCCGUGACGGGCACGCCGAUCACGGAUGGGCGGUUCAAGAUCGCGUACGUGUAG
This is a messenger RNA of Lecanosticta acicola, 4926 nucleotides long. Lineage: Eukaryota; Fungi; Ascomycota; Dothideomycetes; Mycosphaerellales; Mycosphaerellaceae. The record is from the annotation of a GenBank genome assembly.